Salvelinus sp. IW2-2015 is the source of this 5462-nucleotide messenger RNA. RefSeq names its product HMG box domain containing 3 (gene hmgxb3). Lineage: Eukaryota; Metazoa; Chordata; Actinopteri; Salmoniformes; Salmonidae. The record is from RefSeq and is a predicted model, not a curated record.
AGCGCCAUGUUUGCUGCAAGACUAGGACAAAUCGAGUGCUUUGAGGCCCUUAGAUUAAAAACAAAUUAGCCCAGUUUAAGGCAAAAUAUAGAGAAAUAUACAUAUUCUUGGCAAUGUGAGCGAUGCAGUUCAGUUUCAGGGUCGUUUGAAGCUAUCUCAGAUCUAGUUUGAGAGUUCUUCGGGGCAACAGAGGCUCUCCUCGGCUCCCUUUAGCCAUGGAGACCAUGGAGGUGUAUGAAGAGACUGAUCGGAGGAUGACAGAGGAGGUGGAGAGCUGCUACACCCUCAUGGAGGUCACCUCUCCCAAGAAGAGGAAGAAGAACAAGGCUCAGAAGGGGGAGAUCAUGGAGAAACCCAAAAAACCCAGAUCAGCCUACCUGCUGUACUACUUUGAUGUGCACCAGACCAUGCAGCAGGAGUUCCCCAGCCUGCCCCAGUCUGAGAUCAACAAGAGGAUCAGUGUGAGCUGGAAGAGGCUCAACGUGGCAGAAAAGGGCUACUACCUGGAGAAGGCCAAGCUGGAGAAGGAAGGGACGGACACGUCAUCUAUGGGCCCUUCCCAGGAGCUCCCAGGCUUCCGUAGGAUCCUCCCCAGGGCCAACUACGUCCUCCUGCCCAAGGGGGCCAUGUCAGACGACAGGACAAGCUCCCAGCUGGAGGUGUGUAUGGAGGGUCUGGRCUCUCCCGUGGGGGAAGGGGUGAUGCCCUCCCUGUCCCUUGGUUCCCCCCAGUACCCUCCCUUGGUGCUGGGCUGCGAGGUGGAGCUGUCGGAGCAGUGCAUCGCCAUCGAGGGCCUGACAGACGAAAAGGCUGUGACCCUAACACACUCCGGGGCCCUGCAGGGGGUCCUCUCCUCAUCAUAUCACUCCUCUUCCUCAGUCUCUGCCGCCCACGAAUCCCACAAUGCACCUCACCUGGCGUCAGCCGGUUUGCUGCUCAAGGAGGAGGAGCCCAGGAUKGUGGGCGGGGGCUAUAGUGUCAUUGGAAUGGCGACUGACGGGAGACGUGUGGGCAGGACGGUGGUGCAGCACGUGAAAACAGAGUUGGUCACCAUCAUACCCAAUCAGGAUCUGAUGGAGCACAGGACAUUGCCAGGAGCCAGCUCUGUAGCCUCUGUUGUCAUGGUACCUGURGGAGCUAGGGUGAUACGGGACACUAAUCCCUCAUACAAACUGUCGAAUAAAUACACCAGAAGAGGCCGGGGCAGCUGUCAGACAGCGGGCUGCUCCUUUGUCUACGUGACCCGUCACAAACCCCCCUUCUGCCCUGAUUGUGGCAACCACCUGGGGGGCAAGUGGGUGCCCGCUGCGGUGAAGGCUCCAGGUGCUGCUGCUUCAUUCAAGACGUAUGCCCAGAAACUACCAACAAACCCUGGGGACCUCCCUAAGACUAGUGUGCCUCCCUCUGAUGAUCAGAACAUUAAGGUGUCUGGAUGGCGGAAGGGAGGGARAGGACCGCGGGAGCCCAGAGGACAAGUGCAGCAGCGUGCAGUUACACCAGGACCACCACUAGAGGGAGGCAGAGCCAUCAGCCAGGGAGUCAUACAGCCUGCUCCAGCGGUGUCAGGGACACAGACAACUACUAUGAUAGCUUUGGUUGGAACACAUGUGACUGGUGCCAGGGUCAAAGUGCAGGAAAGGAGCAGUGUGAUUGGUCAAAAGCGACCUGUAAGAGCCAUCCUCCCUGCCCCAUUCAACACAGGCCGGGCCGUGGUCCAGUGGAUUACUGUCCCUCCUCAUAAAGGCAAAGUUGAGGAGACCACCUGCAGCAAAUCAACCACAGAGCUCAGUGAGAUGAUCGCAGGUUUGAAGCCUAACACUCUGAAACAGCUCGGCCAGAUCGUGACAACAACGCCUCUGGAACAGACUCUCCCUACUCCUGUGGAAACAAGCCAGUAUAUUGUUACUGAUAAAGUGGGGGAAAUCCUCUCAGUGGUUCCUCUCAAACAGAACUCUACCUCCACACUGGACCUGGGUCUGUCUACGGCGCGGGGCAGGGGUCGCUGUAAGAACCCGUCAUGUGGCUAUGUCUAUAAGAACAGACACAAGCCUGUGGAGUGCCCCUGCUGUGGCUUGGAGCUGUCCAGGAAGAACGCCAAGGGCUCCAAGGCACAGGGUGGUUCAGUAGCUCUGUUAGAUCCGUACCGGACCCUGUCCCCAGCCCAGAGGGAGCUUCAGCGCCAGUCCACCCUGCAGCUGCUGCGUCAGGCCCUGCAGAUCUCUGAGAGUGAGGCUGAGCUCCAUGAUACCCUGGCUCUCAUCCAGGAACUCAACUCUACCCAGGUGGUCCUCACCACCACCACCCAGGCCGGGGACCAGGUGUUAGGGGAAGGGGAGGGCCUGGGGGAGGUGCAGGUCCAGUCAGGCUGGCCGCGGUUCUAUGAGUCUGCAGCCACACACUGUGCUCUGUGUCACUACCCGCUAUUCAAGGGAGGACAGAGUUCUUUAGCAGGGCAGGAGGACUGCUGGCUGUUGACUGACUCUCUGAUCCAGACAGCCUCUCUCCAGCUGAAGGUGUGUCUCAACCCCCAGUGUCUGGCCUUGCACAGCUUCACCGACCUCCACCCAGGUCUGUUCAACGUUGGCAACAGGUUGCUGGUGAGUCUGGACCUGUUCUUUAAGAUCCGGAGUCAGGUCAGACUGGGCCGGCAUCCUAACCAGAUAGUCAGGACCAUCCUGGACCACAUCCACAACCACGCUGUCCACACUCUGAGUCCUGAGGAGUUGGCCCAUGUCCAGGAGCUGCUGGUUAGUGGCUACUGGGCCUUUGAGUGUCUGACUGUGAGGGACUACAACGACAUGAUCUGUGGUGUGUGUGGCAUCGCCCCCAAGAUGGAGAUCGCCCAGCGGUACACACACAACGUGCUGGAGCUUAGGAAUGUGGAGUUUACGUGGCCAGACUUCGGGGCUCCAGACAAGGUGCAUGUGGAUGACUUCUGGCUGACCAUGGAGAGUGAGGCCAUCGAGCAGGCAGCAUUCCCCUGCAGCGUCCCCAUCACCCGGGUCGACGCCUCCAUCAUCGCCCCCUUCAUCCCACCACUAAUGAGGAGCUCCACUGUCAUCAACACAGAGAAGGACAAGGCCCUGCUCCUCACACAGCACACAGGUGACCCAUCAGUUCUGGUGCGUCUGAUCCACGAGGGCCAACUCAGACCGGACCGAAUGGACGAGCACAGUGCAGAGGAGCUCAAAGCCAUACUGGAAUGCUGUGGAGAGAUCACUGCACCAGAGAGCAACAAGGAUGAGUUGCUGGUCUCUCUGAUCUCCCUGUGUGCGUGUGUUCAGAACGGCCUCUCCACGGCCCCCCAGCCCCCUCCACACCUCACAGCAGGCAAGCUGUCCAAGAUCUGCCCCCAUCAGGUGGUGUGUGGUUCCAAGUACCUGGUGAAGGGUGAGACUGCACGCGACCACGUGGACCUGCUGGUGUCCUCCCGGUAUUGGCCUCCCGUCUACGUUACCGACUCUGCCCGCCAGGUGGCGCUGUGUACAGACGUGCAGUACCCUGAGCUGGCCUCCACCAUGUGGGGCAGGAACCAGGGCUGCUUCUCUGACCCCAUGGACAAACCAGAGUUUGUGUCGUGUGCUGAGCUACAGGACCAGCCUUACAGUGCUGACCUGUCCUCCGUGGUGGAGAACCCCCAGGUCCACCCUGUCACCAAGUCCUCUUCCCGCUGGAUAGUGCACCCUGCUGGGCCUACAGAUGGCCAGGAGCCCCCCUGUCUGGACCACCACUCAAUGGGGCUCUGCAAUGAGCUGGAACCUUACUGCAGUCUGGUACAAGACCUGGAGAGAGACAAUGAGAAAGAAGAGGACGAAGGGAAGGAGGAGAGGAAGGAUGGGUUCAAGGUUGAAGCCGAGGUAACAGAAGGGUCAGAGGUCACUGAGGAGGAAUGUUCUGAGGGUUUGGUGACAUCAUUGCGGCGUCGGCCUUUGGCCUUUGACAACACGGCCUACUACUACCUGUACAACCGUCUGCAGGACUUCCUGUCCAGCCGGGAGGUGGUGGACCAGCAGAUCAGCACAGUGCUGAAGGCCUGCCAGCCUGGGGAGGUGGUGAUCAGGGAUGCCCUCUACAGGCUGGGAGUGGCACAGAUCAACACAGAGGAAGGGGAGGAGGGGGAAGGAGACGGGGGGGUGGAGGAAGACACUGGGUACGAGGAGGUGGUGGUUCUCUGAGAUUGACAGAUUUUGGCUUUUUGGAGACUAUCCAAUGUAAACAAACCAAUGUAAUUCUCUGACAUUGGGGGAUAUGUUUAAUAUUAUGGACAUAUGGGCCACGUUAUUAUGAGGUAAUCCUUUUUAGAAAGAAGGCAAUAUAUAUAUAUAUAUAUAUAUAUAUAUAUAUAUAUAUGGAGAUAUCUGGUUCAGAAAAUCUUGCGUGUAGUGCGGAGGCUGGUAGUCCUUGAAUGUACUGUGCAAAAAUAUGCUUGAGUGUUUCCAAAGAAACAGAGGUGUUGCUGCUAACCAGACAGAUAGUCUGUAACUUAUCAUCAGUCCAGCAGAGACUUUGUUGCUGGUUUGAAAUGAAAGAAUGGCACUUAGUUUUCUUUGUGAGAUGAGCAGAACCGGUGAAGAGUGUAAAAACUUGGAUGUUACUAACUGCUCUCUGCUUUACUUUGACUGAAGGACAGUUCACAUAGUUUUAGAAUAGAUACAGUUUUAAAACAUUGUUUAUGUUGACUAACUUCAUUAUUGGAGUGCAUAAUGUUAUUUUCUAGAAGUAUAAUAAUAAUUCUAAUUAUUUAAUAACUGUAUUUAAUGAGUCCUCGUGCUUUCUCAUCCUUAGUAAGACCUUUCAAACUGUUCUAUGCUAUCUUCUUGUACCUCAGUUGUCACUCGUUGCCCUUUGGGCUGAAAUGUAUUCAAGGUAAACAACCUUUCACAUCUGCCUCAUGGGCUGAUGGAAUCUGUAGUUCUUGUGGCCUUUGAUUGUUUUUUGACUACAGGAGACUCUUGCCUGAGCUCCUAUUGGAGGGGUGGCUCUGAAUGUCAGGACUGUUCUAUCAUCUACUCUCAGCUGCUUGAAUGGAAUCUAAAGAAGACAAUGAUUGACUUGAUGAUGUAACUGUGAUGGACAUAGUUAUUACAAUUUGCGGAUGUAACUUGAUACCCACUCAAGGGGGUAAGAAUAUAUAUGGUGAAUGUAGCCAUUUCUGAAUAAUUUUGCUCAAGGAAUUAUAAAUAGAGCAAAAAAAGGAUUUCCUAAUGUUGAAUCAAGUUUCUGUGGGAUUGUUACUUCCUAUUUAGGUGGUCUGGUAUUGCUCAACCUCCCAUGAGAACAGGGAAUGAAACUUCAGAAGAAUGCAGAGAAGGCAUUUUCAUCUGAAACGGGAACUGAGGUAAAAAAUCACUGAAAUUGUGCUUUUUGUUCACUGUCAUAUGACGUACUAUGGAGUAGGCUGAAAUGUUGUUGUUGAAACAAGUCCACAGGGAAAUAUAAUGUGGUAUAUCCAAGGGAAGCUA